GAGUCGAUCGGUGAUGCCGAAAAUGCGCGGGAAGUUCUAAGUAUUCACGUGUUUUGUGGCGCGCAAAUUGAAUUCGGGAAGCUACUAUCAAUUAGUCGACGUUAAGAUUAAGAGAAUGGCUCGUACUAAAGCCGAUAGUUGUUCUAGGAAAGCAGUUGCAGCAAAGGCUCCAAGGAAGGUGAUGAGUUCUGGUGCAUCUACUUCAAAAGUAAAAUCAAACAAAUCAUCUGGACGUUCUCCCGGAAAUCGUUAUUGUCCGAGACCCACUCCUCCUUGGCAGAAAGAAAUUAGUAGAUUUUUAGUGAAGUCUCCAAGAGAUUCAGAUGAACAGGAUAAUUCGGAGAUUUCAAGCAGUUCCUCAGCAACAGAGUGUUUUAGUGAACCUAAUGAUCUCAAUGAAUCUGGUCCAAGCAAAAGUUAUCAAGUAAUAUCUGAGGAAAGCGAUUAAGAUUUUUUGUUUUUAACCGAUAUUUUAAUUAAUGUACAUAAUAAAUUUUUGUUUAGAUUUGAAUUCUGUAUAAUUGAAGUUCUUUUGAACUACAGUAUAUAAUUUCAUUUUCAUAAUAGAUCAUCUGUACAUUCUUAAUCAGUUAAGCAACAACAUAUAUCUCAAACUUAGACAAUGAAACCAAAUAAAAGCAAUAUGAUACAGAUAAAUUUAUUAAGAAAAUUAGUUUUGUAUAAA
Centruroides sculpturatus (bark scorpion) is the source of this 685-nucleotide messenger RNA. RefSeq names its product PCNA-associated factor-like. Gene Ontology annotation, cellular component: nucleus. The transcript has 4 exons. Lineage: Eukaryota; Metazoa; Arthropoda; Arachnida; Scorpiones; Buthidae. The record is from RefSeq and is a predicted model, not a curated record. Gene Ontology annotation, biological process: translesion synthesis; regulation of cell cycle. Gene Ontology annotation, molecular function: chromatin binding. Bases 116 to 448 code for a protein of 110 amino acids.